AUGGGUUUCCCUCAAAGAUUUCGAUCGUGGGUGAUGAGCUGCAUUACUACUCCAAGGUUUGCUAUUCUGGUGAAUGGAACACUUAAGGAAGGGAUAACAGCUGGUUGUGGGUUUCGGCAGGGGUGCCCGCUCUCACCAUAUUUAUUCAUUCUUUGCUCGGAGCUGCUUUCUCUCCAUUUUUGCCAAAACUACCCGGAGUUAGGCGUCCAAAUCAGGGUGGGAGGACCGGCUGUCUCCCACCUCCUUUAUGCUGACGACGUUUUAUGUUUUGCAGGUGCUACCAUCCCUAAUGUUCGGAAGCUCUUGAAGAUCUUGGAUGAUUACUGCGGCUGGACAGGGCAGAGAAUUAACAAAAAUAAAUCUGCCAUUCUUUUUAGCAAAAAGGUCACGACUUCCACUAGAAGCCGGCUAGCUAGGAUUGCCGGGUGUCGUAAGUUAUCGCUGGCGGGUAGGAUUACAAUCUGUGUUGAUUCUGCUAUUGAUGUUUGUAAUGACGCACAUGAUGAUUCCUCGGGUGUUCUUGCUGAUGCAGAAAGGCCGUGUCGGAGCUUCCUCUGGGACAAGGAUCAGAAUUGCAAAAGUGUACAUUAUGCGGCGUGGGGCAGCCUCACCCGACCGAGAUGCCUGGGUGGUCUCAGCUUUCAUGCCAGCAGCAGCUGGAUGGGGCCACUCCGUGCAAGAAUUGCGUGGGAUUUCAUUAACAAGCACCAAAAUCUUUUCCAAAGGUGUAUGAGGCACAAGUAUGGGGCUUGGCCAUGGAGGGUGGAGCAGAGAAGAGGAGAAUCGAAUGGGUGGAAAAUUAUUUGCAAUGGGGCCGAAAGUUUGGUUGGUUCUCUCAGGUGGAAGGUCUGCAACGGAGAGGAUAUUGACAUGAUCAAUCAUGUGUGGAUCCAAGACUAUGCCAUUUGCUCGUGGCCGACCUUCUGCAAUAUCGAGCUUGCUGAGGGUAGCCGAGUGGAAGAGUUCAUUAUGACGGAUGGAGAAUGGGACCGGGACAGGCUGCGGCUUUUUUUUGGGGAGAGCCUCGCUGAACUGAUUUGUGAGGUGAAAAUUUGGUCGGAGCUUCAUGCCGACACUCUUGAAUUAACUAAGAGCACGUUGGGUACUUCUUUAUCGGCCAUCUGCUACAAUGCGGAGUUUACAGGGGAGGAGGACCAGGUCUGUAUCAUUCUUGAUAUGCAUUUGCGACCCCGUGAGAGAGUCUUAUGGUGGAGGAUCUUCAAGGACAUUAUCCCUACUCUCACUUGGCUCAACCGCCGGGGCCUUGGGGCUGGGCUCAGCUGUCCGUUGGGUUGUAAUCAGCACGAGAAUCUCUUCCAUGUUACAACGCAAUGUCUCUGCGGAAAUAGGAACGCUACUCACCAUGGCAAGAAGGUGAACUCCAUCACUGGGCUGGCUGCUAUGGUUCUCGGUUCCACUAGCCAUGGUGUUUUUUCGAAUAGUUUGGAGCAACGGUUCACCCUUCAAUCCCUUGGAUUGUUUCAGAACGCAUCUUGGUGUCCCCCCCCUUCAGGCUGGUUAAAAAUCAACGUGGAUG
This is a messenger RNA of Dendrobium catenatum, 1537 nucleotides long. RefSeq lists its product as uncharacterized. NCBI's taxonomy places the organism in Eukaryota, Viridiplantae, Streptophyta, Magnoliopsida, Asparagales, Orchidaceae. The record is from RefSeq and is a predicted model, not a curated record. The annotation marks the transcript as partial. The transcript is spliced from 3 exons.